AUGGGGCCCCCAGACACCGAACUGGCGAUCCUCCUUACCGACUCCGAAGAUGAAGCGACGCCCAACACAACCCCACAGCAGCAGCAGCAGCAGCAAGGACAGCAGCACCAAGAGAAGCAGCAGCAAGAGCACUGCGAUGUAGCGCUGCAGGAAGGUUCUUCCAUCCGCCGCAGCAGACGUUCAGUGCCCCUGGUGGAUUCAGACGAUGCAGCAGAGGGGCCCCCCUGCGAUCAUCGUAGCGCACGGGGGCCCCCCAGCCCUUUCAGCCAUUUCACUAACCCGCAUGCAGCUGCAGCACAAGCUGGGGGCCCCUCUACUCCUUUGAGGCGUCGCUCAGCGCGUCUGGCUUCUCGUUCAAGUUCAGCAGCCUGUACACCUGAGGCUGCAGCAAAGCAGAAAACAGCUUCUGCUAGGGAGAGCUUAGGCGCCCUUCAAACCCCCCGAAGGUCGGGAAGCAACGCUGCUGCGAGCCCUGCUGCGUCUCUGUUCUCACAUGGUUCUCCUGCUGCAGCUGCUGCAGCAGGUGCUGCAGCAGCAGUAGCAGCUGCAGCGCAGGUCAGCCCCUGCAGCAGUUUGAAUUCUUUGCGUUACUUCCCAAGGAAGCGGCUGCGGCGGAGCGCCUCGGGGAUCUCUUCAGCAGCAGCAGGAGGAGAAGCAGCAGACGCAGAUGCAGCAGCAGCAGCAGCAGGUGAAGCAGCAGCAGCAGCUGAUGCUGCUGCUGGAAAAGGAGAGAGCUCCUUACCGAGACCAAGAAGGCGACGCCAGCCGCUGCGGAUCGACGGCAACAGCAGCAGCGAUGAUGCUGCUUCUGCAUGCAGAGCUACAACAGCACCAUGUGAAACCAUCAACAGCAGCAGCAGCGAAACAGCCAACAGCAGCAGCAGCAGCAACAACAGUAGCAGCAGCAGCAGCAGCAGCAACAGCAGCAGCAGCAAUACCAGUGUUGAUCCAAAGAUUGUGAGGGAACAAAUUGACACAAGUCGGGGCUCGCUGGAAGCUCCAGCCCAGCCGCCCCUUUGUGCGGCUGAGUGCAGCAGCAGCAGCAGCAGCAGCAGCAGCAGCGCAGCUGCAGCAGAAGGCAGUAGCAGAUCUUGCUCGCCAAUUCCUGUACAUCGUCGUCUGCGUAGAUCACAGCAGCUGUGGGAGGAUCAACAGCAGCAAGAACAGCAGCAGCAACAGCAGCAAGAGCAGCAAAAGCAACAGCAACAGCAGCAGCAGCAGCUGCAUACGGCAUCGAGGCCCUCUCAAAAGGAGGUGCAGCAGCGGCUGCAGAAACUCGCCAAGACUGUGAGAGAAAAAAGAAAUCGCUCGAGGGGCCUAAGUGUCGGUGAGGGGCCCUCGACCGACGACGACUCCAGCAGCAGCAGCAGCAGCAGCAGCAGCAGCAGUGACAGCGACAGCAGCAGCAGCAGCAGCAGCGGUAGCAGCAAACAGGGCAAUUCAAAAGCAACAUUCUUCUCAUUUGCAAGAGACAUGCGAGAGGCCGCCUAUGACUCAGAAGAGAGUGCAGGCAGCUUCAUAGCCGAGAGCGAAGAGGAGGGCUCUGGCGCAGCGACCGGUUCCGAAGAGGCGCUGGACUCAGCAAGCAGCGAAUCUUCUGCCGAUGAGGCUCUCGAGGCCUUGCGGUUCCACCACCAGCUGAUGGAGGAGGAGGGACGAGCAGCUCAAGUAGAACAAAGCCUAAGCCUGAAGGAGUGCUUUGAGCUGUACACCUUCUGUCUCUCUCUGAGUUUAUUCUCACCGGACUUCUCCCCAAAGAAGUUGGCUGUAGAAAUUCCCUCAGCAUCUGCUGCUUCUCUUUCUGACGAUGCACUGCGCGGUCUGAAGGAGUUGGACAUCGCUAAACUUGUGGCGAUGGAGACGCAUGCAUUCCCCUCUGAUGUUCGUUUGCUGCUGAAGCAAUAUCCCGCAUGCCGCUUAUCAGAUGCCCCUGUGCUACAGGAUUGCGUGACGCGGUGUAUUGUCUGUCGGAGGGCCGCCAGCCGCCAUUAUUGUUUAGACCUGCUGGGGGAGCAAUACGACUCGGGGCCCGGUGCCCCACUUCUCCCUGUGAAAGAAAACCCCAAAACCCUCGUCGCUUCUUACGAACAGAGACAAGGCCAAGAGUUCCCCAUAGGUGCAAAGUGCGGGCAGCAGGCGUUUCGCUGGCAUGUGGCGCAGCACUGGAAGGCGCAGCUGCUGCUGCGUUUGCAUGCGCUGCUGCGCCCCACAGCAGCAGCAAUACUGGAGAACUUUCCUGCUGCUUUGCAGCAGCACAACGCUGUAAGCCCUCAGGCUUUCUACUGCUGCUGA
This is a messenger RNA of Eimeria acervulina, 2292 nucleotides long. Its product is annotated as adhesion regulating molecule, putative. Gene Ontology annotation, cellular component: nucleus. The record is from RefSeq and is a predicted model, not a curated record. The transcript has 9 exons. Lineage: Eukaryota; Apicomplexa; Conoidasida; Eucoccidiorida; Eimeriidae. The coding region runs from base 1 to 2292 and encodes 763 amino acids.